This is a messenger RNA of Sclerotinia borealis F-4128, 909 nucleotides long. NCBI's taxonomy places the organism in Eukaryota, Fungi, Ascomycota, Leotiomycetes, Helotiales, Sclerotiniaceae. The record is from the annotation of a GenBank genome assembly.
AUGAGCAUCCACCAGCCCCAAGACUUGCAAGGCACUGAAUACUGGAAUUAUGAUUUACCUCCAAUCGAAGUUGAGAAACCUGAUCCUGCACUCACGUUUCAACUUUCCCGAUUACAUCACCGAUCCCUAUAUUACAAUCCCAAUUAUCCUCACCCGCACGCUGAUCCUCGCUUUGCACGAAUUUCAAGUCCGCCACUUCAUGAUUGUUUUCCGUUGGAGAAUCCUGCGUAUCCGGCGAAUGAUGUUGAUUUUGAUGAAUGGACUGACUAUGCUGCUUAUUGUGGCUUGGAAGAUGCACCGGCGCUUGCUAAUAUUUUGUCGAAUGAAAAGAAUGCGAGCCUCCACAGGAAAUUCUUUACACCUCGAUCAGUAGAGCAAUUAGUAGAGUCUCUGCCUGAAGCUGUUGACCACGAAGCAAAUGCAGAAUUUACUCAUAUGCCGGAUGCGACUUCCCCCCAUGGCUCUCGACCCCAACUUCAAGUUCCGCACUCGCGCCCAUCACAACCUUCUGGUUACAUCAUAGAUUACGAUGGCUUUCAUCUCCAAGAAUCUAACCCAACGGUCCCAACCACAACCACAACCACAACAACAAAUCAGCAUCAGCAACAGCGCGGCGAGCAACCGCAAGCAAUCAUCUCCAGAACUUCACCAAGACCCUCAACACUAUCCUCUCUUAUAGUCGAGUUAGAAGAGCGAAGACACACAUUCACAAUAACACCCGCUCGACCUCAGAACCCAGCUUCUCUCAUAGUGAAGUUACAAUUACCAAGCGACAAGGUCGCCAAGAUUCUCGCGGAACCAACGACUGUCGAAAGCUCUGAAGAAGAAGAUGAUUUGGAGAAAGAUGAAGAUUAUGUUGAUAGCGAGAGUGAAAAGGCGGCGCGUAAGAAGGCGAAGACUUCUCGUUGA